AUGAGCCAAAGCCGUGUUCCUAUAAGGUAUGGAGCCUUUAUUCACCUCUCCUGCGACGAAGGGUACGUUACAGCGGGAGGGUUGGGUAAUGAAGGGUUGUUCAUACGGAACAAGAAUGAGCUAAGCGACGAUGCCGAGCCACUACCGCUUUUUGGGUUUGAAACAAGCGUUUUUCAGAUCCUACCUCCAACAGUGGCUAAAGUCGCGGCAGAGGAGGGGUUGAGCAAAGGCAACCGGGCUCCAAACAGCAACCCUCUUUCGGACGGUGUCAGUAAUAUUUACUCGACACAACAGGUGACUUUCGGGCAAUUGUUUGUGCUGGUCCAUGCGGUGAGCCGCCUACACGUGGCGGCACUGCCGUCGGAACCUUCUGAGAGGGACCCUGACUGCGCCCGGCUUGUGCUCGCACCGCCUGGUGAAAUUGAGCAAACCUUCUGCCAGUUUAUCUUCACACCGCGUUACACAACGCACGGUGAAGGAGAUGUCGUGUGCCGAGGUGAUGAAGUAUUGGUGCAGCUGUCCAGCAUCCCUAUAUUCCUUCAAACUACGGUGGUGUCACCUACACGCCCGGUAAAACACGAAACUUUUGGAAGUGCAAGCUUCCCCUACGAACCGACUGAUGGAUGUGGACGUGGGAACAGUUGGAGUGCUGGCACCCGUAUGGCACUAUCUGCUGUGUUGGGAGCACCAGAGGUUAACUUAUCGGAGGCAAAAGCACUCGUUUUUGUUGUUGAGCGCUAUGACAUCGAUCGAGAUAAAGCGGAACAUCAACGUAUUCUGCACCGCAUCCCCCGGCCGUGCGUUUCCGCAGGUGUGCCGGUAAUAUUUUACCAUCUCGAGCACAAGCGGGUACUGGCUACGAGUGUCGCAAUGCCCCCUUGCCAAGGGGGUGGCAAGAUUGGAGUGUCAGGCGUGGCGCCAAGGGGCAAUGAAGGUGGUGGGGAACGCGAUCAUUUGCUCAAGACAAGACAGACUCACUCAGUGAUGGGAAAUGUUACCGUGAUAUGCCACGCUUCAGGGAGGUUUGCUGCGGCGGGGAGUUCGAAGUCGCAGGGAAGUGAUUCCCAUUCCGCAGGAGCGACAAGCCUCGACUCCGACCCAUGUAGCACUAAAGGAAAGGCACCCGAUGACCGUAAAAGGGUGAAUGGUGUCGGUGGUGCCGCCCUCCCGCUCUUCGCAGUGGAUAAGGGUGUAGCUGAUGGAACGUUCAGUGAAGAGGGAGCCCUCAGCGGGUUGCAGUGCAGUUGCACCGCUUUGUGGAUAUUAGAAAACGAGCAACCAACGGUAGGUGGGGCCGUGAAUAUGAAUUCGGGAGUGUAUCGCCUCCGUCAAGCCUGUUCUAACUUAUACGUUGCUGUGGAAGGGUCAGCCGUUGAUACUAUACUUGAGGGGGACGGUUCUCCUGAGGGAUCUGUUGUGUCGCAGAGGUCCUGUUGUAACCUCACUGGAGAUAUCGUAAACGAGGAGGGGGGUGAUGUGGUUCGCCCCACAACGCUGUCCAUGAUUCCGCCACCACGUACACCGAAAGACCUUCAACGCACACUUUUCAGACUAAGCCCCAUGUUUAACACAGAUUGCGGGUAUCUUAUCGAGAAUGACUGCUUGCUACUGCAGAACGUCGCCACAGACAUGUAUCUGUGCACAAGUGAGGGAAGUGAAACUCUUUCUCUAUCAUGGAAGCCAUCAAAUAUUGAUUUGAUAGUCGUCCGAAGGGCCGCAACGGACGUCCAGGAUAGCGUCCUAUUUCUUUGGUCCCAAUGUGAAACACUUAGUGGGUACCGUGAUGCCUUCCAGGUACUGACAACGGAAGGAACGGCAACGCACCAGCAACAAACGGAAACGGACGGUGAACAUGGACAGGGCAGGUAUCCUUCGGCAGAAGGCUCAACCAGCCCCACUCUGAUGGAAGGAAGAAUGGCAAUUGUAUCGGAUUAUAAUCACAUUCCAGAAAGUUUUGUACGACCUAGCAAAACGUGCCCCAAAGGCAGUAACGUAGGUACUGGUUAUGCUUCGCUUCUUCCGGUUAUUUGUGCCUGCCAGCGUACACUCGCCGAGCUCAUAAUUUUUUGUUCAAUCUCUCCUGAACGAAAUGUUCUGCGAAGAGACGGCAUACCUAUCCCGAACCACCAGCAUAUGUUGGUUGAACUGUGCGUUCACCGCCUAGUUAUUGAUGUUAUUCUCGCCCCCUUUUCAAAGUUUGGGGUGAGAGCUGACCGAUCGGUGGGAAAGCAUGCACAAUGCUGCGGGCAGUGGGGCUGUUCUUCUUGGCUUCCACCGCUUCCACUGUCUGGCGGAGUGGUGGAUGUUAACGACCUUUUACUGAAGAUGCACCGAGAGAUUCAUAUCGUCUGUCGUCUUGGUUUUCGACUCUUAAGGCAAAUGGUCCGUCAAGCGCCGGAGCUCAAGGCAGGGUUUGAAAACUAUAUACCGUAUUUUCUGGCUUUUGACGGGUACAAGCUAGAGGUUGUCGAUUCGCUGACAAGGCUCUUUUCGGAGAACCCCGCCGUGAGGAACUCAUCUUUGGAACUUGUGGUUAAUCACUACAUCGCUGGCCUCCACCUCACGCGUUCCGGAAGAUAUCUGCAGUUGCUAUGCUCCAUGUGUUCUGUUGGGACCCACGGCGUGACGGAACGUCAGCGACUUGUGUGUCAAAAACUUCUCGUUGAAAAUGCUAACGCAUUGUACAGCUUUGUGCUUGAUAGUGGCGGCGAGUGGGCCGUUAAAACUGACAAGGAUGAACCGCCAAUACCGUGUAACAUCCUUUUUUCAGGACAGCAACAAGACGGCGGAGAAGAGGAAGGAACGAAGCUGAGGGAAUACGUGCAGAGCGAAUUGGAGCUACUGGGUGCCCUGUGUCUGGAUGGGUGCCCACCUUUAUGUAGGGAAGAAGUAGCCAAAGUGUUCCCUUCACCAGUGCUCCUGAUGGCUUUACGCAACUUUUCGCCGAAAUGGCCUGAAGUGAGCGACCGGUCGCGCGUCUGUGACGUUGUGCGGAGUCAUUUAAUACGUCUCGCAAUGCACUGCUACAUCCUUCCAUAUAUCGAUGACCCAGCUGUGCAGCUACGCGAGGGCGCCGUCCUGCUAGGUUCCAGCAAGUUGCAUCUCAAAGUCGAUGAAAAAACAGCCUUCUCUGGCAAGCCGGACAGUGAACUCACCCAGGCUGUGAAAGAGGGAACACUCCACGUCAUCCGUUCUAACACCCAUUUUGUACGGUCUGACACAGGCCGUAGUAUAUUGAUUCGUGCCGCAUUAGCGGCAUGGCUGCGGUUCGUUAGUGCACAUCAGGUUUCCGCCACGGAGACAGCCUGUCUGGUACCGUUGCUUCUAGAGCUUCUUGAUAGUAGAGACGACGAGGCUCACGACGGCAGCAGCAAAAUAGCGGAAUACACAUGGACACGCCUUGAAGUAUCCGAAGCGGGACUGCUCGUUGUUCGGGCUCGAGAGAUGAUUUGUCAGAUCCUUCUGCAAAUUCUUGAGACCGCUACUUACCGCGCAGCAAAUGAAAUUAACCUACUGCUGCAUGGUAUUUUGGUUACUGACCACGGCGCCAGCCUCGCCCACCAGCACGAUUAUUGUUCGUUACUCCGCAGGGCGGACGUCUCUUCGACCGGAGACCCGUUUGUCACAUCCCCAACCGAAAGAGACGCACUGCUGUGGCACAAAGGCAAGGCCAAUGACGGUAAUGGAAACCGUUGCUUUGGAUUGAACAGACGCAAGGGGCCCAGCGACUACCAGUCGACGGUAGCCGGUAGCGCCGUGACCACGCAGCUCAGUGGCUCCACAAAGGAUGUUGCCGCCUUCUUAGAUUACGUCAAAGGCAUCUGCAGUUGCAUCGUGCGCCCACUCCGUGUUGAUCAGCUGGUACCACGGCUCGUCGAUCUUGCACACCACGAUGGAUCACAAUUGGCACCAUACGCCAUGGAGUUGCUCGUUCGAAUCUGCACGGUGAGGCGCAGUGUGGCCCGUCUCGUGCUUCAAGUGCAUCCUUUCCCCUCCUCCGAAGUGAUUCAAUGUUUUGACAAUAUGUAUUUUGCUGCUGUUCAAGUGCGGUCAUCAUAUAUUCGAGGAUCCGUGGAGGAGGCCAUUGAUGUUGCCCUCCAGGGCAUCGACGGGUUAAGCACUCAAACUCAAAACGAGGUGACAGGCACAACGAAUGAGGGUAGAGUGGAUGACGGAGGCACCGACGAGUACUAUAAUGAUUUAACGGAGGAUGACGAGGAGAUCGAAGAAAUAGGUAUUUGUGAAGAACAAGAAGUUGAGGCAAGCUCUUCGUCAGCCCCCGAAGACCAACAUGAGGUCGGAGGGGAAAGCAAAGCACGGCGCCUGUGGUCAAAGGCAGCUGGUGCGGCCCGCAUCGUUGUGUAUCGAAACGCCAUAAUUGCACGCCGACGUUCUGUUGGACUAAGCGAAACGUCGCGCGUCCCGCUUCGCGUUGUUGUCCGUGCGGAGACAGUACGCCAUUGGCAAGUGCACAUAACUAUGCUCGAAAUGUACCCGUUCAUCGGCCCGUCGAGCCCUGCGUUCAGCAAGUGGAUGCGUUUCUUUUAUGUUUUCACGUUAUCCCAAAGUAAUGCCGAGUCGCUGAAGGCCUACAUUGAUAUAUUUAUGGGGGCCUUCAACCUUAGCAGCAACUGCGUUGUUAUGGGCCUCCAUAUUGUCCUCAGUAUUCUCGCGACAAUCAAAGAUCCAACACCACACCUAACUGACGCAUUUCUCCGCGAGUCCGCCCGUUACAUUGAUGGAGAAAUUGCUGCUCUUCACCCCGACGGAGAGUUUGCCACCAAGUUGGGUCUCCACGUCUUCACCAAGACCACGGUUGGGGGCAUUCCGCGACGUCGUAUGUUACAGCUGUUGCGUGACUAUGAUGCCUUCCGCUGCCUCCCCUCACCCGGAGUGACCGAGAAGCACGGGCGGGGUCGCUUCACAGCUUGCAUCGUUGAGAUGGUUUGCCGCAUUUGCGGUACAUCAAUGGGUGCCGUGGCGCUGGGGCGGUCGGCUCUGCCAGUGACUCAUCUCUUAGAAAUCACGCUGAGCUAUGGCACAUCCUACACCCCCCUGGUAGAGGUGCCGCGGCCCCGUGCAUUGUGGGAAAGUAACUCGUUCCAUCUUCUCGGUGCUUAUCUGUUGGCGCUCGUGUCGCUCUACAUUGCCGCGGGCGACGCAGGGGGAGACGGGGGUCGAAGACAACGGCAGAUGGAAUGGAUGGCGAACCGUGACUGGUGGUCGGUUGUGCUUUUGCUUUCACGGCAGCUAAAAGAGCUCACACGGCUAAUGCAGUCUAGAACAGAGACUGUGCUAUGGCGGGGACGCCGCAUUCUGCAGCGGUAUCGCCGGUUGUGGCUUGUCAAUUUACCGCUGGCACUGUUAACUUUCAUGACAGAAUGUUUUAAUGAGGCAGGUUUUUACAGGUACCGGGACGUUGUGGGAGCUACCUUCCACGAAAUGUGUAUGAGUGUCGCCGGGUUUAGCGAAGUGCUCCUCGCAAGUGCUGAUGCGAUACGGCUGCAGGCAAGAGAGAUGGUGGGUUACCGCCGCCUCGUGGCCCUUCUCCAGGUCCAGACGGGAAACCUCGUGGGUCACGAGCUUCUUUCAGGCACGAUGUUGACGACGCGACGCAAUCUACGACACGGCGUUAUCUGCUACUAUAAGAAAAUAAAUGAGGCCGAAGAAGAGGCCCGCGGACUACACCCGGACGCUCUCCUGUUGGCCGAGACCGGACCCCAGGCUGAAAACGACGGCAUCCAGGGUGGUUUAAUUGCAACAGCGGAUGUACCCACGCACACACAAAACGAUGCAGACGACUCGUCCCCUAUGGGAUUACUAAUAUCUGGUGCUGCGACGAAAUGUCUUGAUGCGGAGCGACUCCGUGGUGCACUGCGCAGUCUUGUGAACCGUGACCAACUGAUCACCAUGGAGGACAGCACGGACCUAGGUGAGCCGGCUGGGAUCAUGAACGCCCUUUUGUUAAGCUGUCGAGAACGGUCAAAUGUUCUAGACUUUGUGUCCACGACUCUCGGCUGCAUGCGGGAGCGAUCCUUUGGUUCCAUCACCCUUAUUGGUAUGCUAAACAUUUUCUCCAAUGCGCUACAUACAGCACUCAGAGAACAGGAGAGAGAAAGACUGAAACAUGUUAGUGCUGAGAACUCGUCGGUGAUCACCGACAUUUUUACGGUGAGGAGUUUUGAAACCGACUAUGCAAAGGAGAAUGCGGGAAGGCUACUGCAGACGACGUUCAGUGAUCUCGGUGCAACGCGCGCUAUUGCGUCCCUCUGCGCAGUGGACGACCAGGUAGUGGCCUACAGUGCUGUACAACUCUGUGUUGGUCUCCUCGAGGGUGGUAAUGAGCAUGCCCAGAAAGCCCUUCUCGCAUAUUUCCAAGAGCACCAAGAGAGAUUCUUUCACAACAUUCGAGACAUGCUUCACAAAGCCGUGGAUUGGGUGCAGUGUACCAACGCAGAACACCAGAUCGUUGUGCUUGAGAGGGGUGGAGUGGUUCCUAACGUAUCCAACGCACACGAAUUCACCCGCAUGCUUCUGACAAACGCACUCACCACGCCCCCAUCGCUCUACAGCAGUCUAAAAGUGAGGGUCGGACGCGGUACAGCGGUUGCAAGAAGACGACUUUCCGCGUGGGACCGAGCAGGCGGAAGUCUCAACCAACGUUUCGUUUGCACCCUAUUUCGUAUGCUCCAGCUCUUCUGUGAAGGGCACAACCUCAGUAUGCAGAACUACAUCCGCUCGCAGUACGAUAAUUUGCAUAGCGUAAAUGCUGUGCAUGAAGUAAUGAACCUCAUUACGGAAAUAGCCGCUGUUGUCCACCCGGCCACCGUCCGGAUGCUUCAGAGUGCAUUCGCGCUCCUAACUGAGCUGUGCCAAGGGCCAUGUCAUGAAAAUCAAGAGGCCCUGCUGGGUUACGGUGUGUGUGUCGUUAUCAGCAAGUUGCUCAGCCGCCUGAAUUUGCCGGACGUGACGGGCACUCCAUCCACUGGAACAGGCAUUACAAACUGGGGCGGCGGUGACAGCAACAGUACUGAUAACAAGGCUUCGGUCGACUGCUGCACCCUGAAUGAAACAGAUAGCGAAGGCAACGCUUUUUUACGUCUACAAGGCGGCUUUUUACUAAGCAAGGACGAUGCUGGAAACCUCCGUAUUGCACUCACACAAUGCCUACUCUCGCUUAUCGAGGGAUGUCGUUCACGGGACGUAUUCCACCAACUGCUGGAACAGAUUCCAGUCGAAGUUAUCGAGCGCGAGCUAACCACGGUGGACCCAGGGGCGUACGACAGCAUUCUUGAAAAUGAGGAACUGGCGAGUGACCCGGGUGUGGAGGCCCUCUUCAACUGGCUUAUUUUCCUGAAGACUGUCAGACCGUACGCGGAGGCCGAUUACUUGAAACGGAUUGAUGCAAUGCUUCAGCACACAAAUAAACUAUGCACUCGCCUCGGAUUCAUUGAAAUACAACGUGCGGAUGGAAUGCUGGAGAAAGUGCUGUUCCGCAUUCCACACGUCUGGCGCGGGUUGAUGCGUAGGAAUAGGAAGCAGAUGCUGGCGGAAAUUAACUGCAGCAGUCGUGCAGCGAAGCUCGGAGACUUUAUGUACCACAGUGACAACGUGAUCUUUGAAGUGGAACGUAGCUAUGCAUUCCAGUGCUGGGUAGAGCGCCGCACACGCUGGAGGUUGGACAACAGAAGUAGCGGUUGGAGAGGUAAAGAGUGUGAUGCCGGCAAAGUCGAUACUUCAGUCGACGCAGGCAAACCUAGGUGGACCCCAAAAUGGAAACAAUGCUCAGAUGCGCCCAAAUAUUUCUGGAACCAUUUCAUUGCACCCGUACUGUUUUGCACACACCUCGGUUUUUACGAGUACAGCUCCCUCCUCGUCGCUGUGGUUUUGAACAUUGCUUUGAUCAACGGCGAGGGGCGUCAUCGGAAUCUGGAAGAAUCCCAGCUCUGGGCUAACAUCAUAUCUGGCCUGUGUGUCCUGCAGCUUGUGUUGUCUUUAAUUGCAAUAACUGUGGAUACUAUUGUCUUUUUCCCGGUGUCGCUGUACGUACACUACCGCCAGAAACAGCAGCGGUUUUCCGGGCGGGCGAAGUUCAACGAAACAUUGCAAGGGGUUUUACGUGGGUUGAGUGCGAAAGAAAUCAGUUUACUGCUUGUGACGCGCUUCAGUUUCCAAUAUCGCUUACUUUUGGUUGUCAUGGCGGUUUUAAGCAUCUUCGUUUCAUAUUACUUUGCUGCCGCACACCUUACGCUUAUGGUUUACACGUUUCCCACACUUCGUACCUUUGUUAGCGCCAUCACGCACAAUGGCCGACAGUUACUCCUAACGGCCCUGCUUGGUGUCAUGGGAUUGUAUCUUUUUGCCAUCGCGGGCCGCAUUAUGUUCCCUGAGCAAUUCGGAAGCAACGGUGAGGUCGACGAAAACUCGGGGAAGAAAAACGACGAAAAUGGAAACUGCGACACAUUGCUGCGCUGUUUUACAUUUAUUCUGUGGCAGGGGCUGCGGCAGGGUGGUGGCGUCGGGGAUGUCAUGGAUGAGGUAUCAUGGAAUAGCUCAACACUUGUACCACGGGUGAGCUACGAUCUCAUUUUCUUCGCUCUUGUAAAUGUUGUCUUCCUCAACAUCAUGUUUGGUAUCAUAAUUGACACUUUCGGUGAGUUGCGCGACGACCGACGAGAGAGGGAAAACGAACUGAGGAGCACCUGCUUUAUCUGCGGCCUAGACGCGGACACACUUGAAAAGGGCCAAGUGGGCGGUUUCAGGGCUCAUGUGGAAGACGCACACAAUAUGUGGAUGUACCUUUACUUUAUUCACUACCUCCGUCAUAAGGACCCGAACGAGUUUACUGGUCAAGAGUCGUACGUCCACGAGAAGAUUCAAAGGAAUGACCUCUCCUUCUUUCCGGAGGAAGACUGUCUUGCGUUACAAGAAUGCAGGGAGGGCAACGGCAAGAGAACUGGAGAUGACGAGGCUGAUAGUGAUGACGAGCUUGCGAGCAGCGUUGUGGUAGGGGGCAGUGCACCACGCGGACCAAAGCCUGAGAGUGCACAUCCCGAUACCGGUGUGAAACUUGUGUUGAAGGAGCUGGCAGCUGUGCGUGAAGCUGUCAGUGCCCUUGCGCGGGAGGCCACAAUGGAAGGGGAGCGGACGAGGGGACUCGCCCAGCAGCUAGAGCUCAUAAACCGCAGCAGCCAGAGCUCAUCACUGCGGAAGUUUCCCGGCGGGGGCAGCGCAGCAUCGGUUGCUGAGACGAGCACAAGCAAGGGGACGUGGUUGCGGCACUCCGAACCAGAACACUAA
Molecule: messenger RNA, 9300 nt
Organism: Trypanosoma brucei brucei TREU927
Lineage: Eukaryota; Euglenozoa; Kinetoplastea; Trypanosomatida; Trypanosomatidae
Exons: 1
Coding region: 1-9300 (3099 amino acids)
Biological process (GO): calcium ion transmembrane transport
Cellular component (GO): membrane
Molecular function (GO): calcium channel activity
Source: RefSeq, a predicted model, not a curated record